Molecule: messenger RNA, 1381 nt
Organism: Poeciliopsis prolifica (blackstripe livebearer)
Lineage: Eukaryota; Metazoa; Chordata; Actinopteri; Cyprinodontiformes; Poeciliidae
Exons: 3
Coding region: 1-1371 (456 amino acids)
Source: RefSeq, a predicted model, not a curated record
AUGUCCCGCUGCUCGCCGUCACCAUUCGACUCCAGCCCAGACUCCGCCUCCUCGCCGCCGAGCCCGCCGGACUCCGGCUGGGAGCUCCGCUUCAGCCAGGUGUCCCCCCUCACCUCCUCCGCCUCCUCGCCCUCCCGCUCCUUCUCCCCGCUCUGCUCCUCCCCCGGGACGCCGCCCUCCCCGCCCUGCUCCCCCGAGCGGCCGCAUCACGUGGAGAAACCCGGCGGGAAGAGGAAGUACAAGAGCCGCCACCUGAACAGCAGCAAGGACCUGACAUGGAGGCCGAGCCGCGGCCGGCAGCACGACAGGGAGCGCAGGAAGCGGCUCCGCAGGGAGGCGGAGAGGCGGGACAACAGUCUGACGACAGGAAGCAGGUCAGAAACACUUCCUGUUGGAGGGGGAGGAGGUCCAGAGACGACCGCAGUCCCAGCGUGGAGAUCGUCUACGAGGGAACCAUCGACUCCGCGCAGCCGUCCGCCCACAAGCGCCGCCGGAGACGCCACCGGAGACGCCACCGCAGGGGCGCAGGUCACCAGCUCUCCGGUCAUCAUCACCCUGGACAGCGACAGUAGCCAUGAUGACGGCCAGAAGAAGACCAACAGCGGCAGCAGCAGCCCCCUCAGCAGCCAGCAGACCAUCGACUUCUCCGACCUCCCGUCCCUCCCGUUGGCUCCCUCCGCCGGAGUGGGCGGUGCCGUGGAGGUCGGGGAGCUGCCCGCCGACAUCCUGGACCGCGGGUCGGACGGGUCGGAGUCGGAGGCGGCGGUUCGGUCCGGAGCGGUGCGCCGAGGCGACCGCGGCGAUCGCAGCUACGUAGACGUCGAGAACACGGAGGACGCCGUGUCGCUGCUGGAGACGUCUGACAACCACCAAGAGGCCGACGGCAAGAAACCGGGCCGCAGAGAAGACCCGUCCGACCGGUACCUGCUGGAGGCCAUCCUGGACGACCUGAACCGGAUCGCUCCACUGAGACAGAACCCGUCCCAGGAUGGCGGCUUCCUGUCGGAGAACAGAGAGCGGACGCCGCAGGAAGUCAUCCGGCUGGAGGAGAGGACAGGUUCCGGUCCAAACUCCCACCGGCUGUCAGCAGAACACGGACUCUGUCCCGCCUCCACUGGAGAGGACGGAGGGUCGGGAAGUCCCGCCUCUCCUCCGGCGGGCCAGUCCAGUCGGGUCGUACCGCAGGAACACACCGCCGCCUCUCAAACACAAGGAUGCUGGGAGUCCGCCACACGGCGCCGCCGGCCCGCCAAACGUUGGGCCACGUUGCUCCGACCCGAAUCCGACUGGCAGAACCUCACCGGGUCUCAACCCACUCGUCAUUCCUCCCAUAACAACCAUCCAGAACCAGCUCAGCGGGUCGCCGUCUAACCCCAGGCUU